CUCACAUACGUUCUCAGUGGAUAUCGUCUGUCACAUUGCUUAUUGUAUUGAUCUGCACUUUUAAACAGGAGUUAUGAUACUCAGGAGAAGUCUCUGCUUGCUGCCGGUUCUGUUGUUAUGCAUCGCAGCACUACCUCAAGAUGGUGGGCUGGAGGAUGAGACCAUGUUUGACCUGUUUAAAAUAAGCCACAUCACCAGGAAGACUAUCGGUGCCAAGCUCUUUAAGGGUCACGACUGGGACUCUCCAGCCUAUCGAUUCAUUCGCUUUGAUCAGUUGCCCUCAGUAAGUGCCCCUGUGCUCAAGCAGCUAAUGCAGCAAAUCCAGAACAAUGAGGGUUUCGUGUUCGUGGCCACCAUGCGCCAAGAUCGUGCCUCACGUGGCACUCUGAUUGGCCUGGAGGGUCCCAACGGGAGGCGCCAGUUUGAGAUUGUGUCCAAUGGUCGAGCCAACACUCUGGACCUGGUCUACUGGGUGGAUGGCUCCCAGAACGUGGUGUCCUUCGAGGAUGUGGAGCUAUCCGACUCGCAAUGGAAGAAUAUCACGCUUCAUGUACAUGGAGAGAAUGCACACCUGUACGUGGGCUGUACCCUCAUCGACAGCCUCAUCUUGGACGAGCCGUUUUACGAACUCCUGAAAGCAGACGGCAGCAAGAUGUAUGUAGCCAAAGGAUCUAUCCGAGAGAACCACUUCAGGGGUUUGCUGCAGAAUGUACGUUUUAUCUUUGACACCACAAUGGAGGACGUUCUCAGAAACAAAGGCUGCGAGAUUGCCAAGCCUGAUGAAGCUAACCUGGUUGUUGAGAGCACAGAGAUUGUGGAUGUCAGUCCUGCUAUGACCACUAACUUCAUUGCAGAGAAGAUGGAAAAGUUGGAGUCAGAGACGUGCGAACGCUCCUGUGAGGAGCUCAGCACCAUGUUUCAGGAGCUCAAAGGCCUCCGCAUCGUCGUAGGCAAUCUCAUCGAUGGCCUACAGAAAGUGACGGAGGAAAACAAUGUGAUGAAGGAAGCUCUUGUGAAUAUGAAGAACAUCAAAGACAAGCACAUGUGUUGGCAGGAUGGACGACUGUUUGAGGAUAAGGAGGACUGGGUGGUGGACAGCUGCACCAAGUGCACCUGCCAAGAGUCAAAGAUCGUCUGUCACCAGAUAACGUGUCCGGCAGUGGCCUGUGCCAGUCCAACUUUCUUGGAUGGGGAGUGUUGUCCUGUCUGUCUACCUAAAGACAGUGAGGACGGAUGGUCACCCUGGUCUGAGUGGACCGAAUGCACUGUGACGUGUGGGACGGGCACACAGCAGAGAGGCAGGUCAUGUGACGCCACCAGCAAUCCCUGCACCGGACCUUCCAUUCAAACACGCAAGUGCAGCCUCGGAAAAUGCGAUAGCCGUGUUCGCCAGGAUGGUGGAUGGAGCCUGUGGUCUCCUUGGUCUUCGUGUUCGGUCACCUGCGGUGAGGGUCAGAUCACCCGAAUCAGACACUGCAAUGCUCCUGUUCCUCAACUGGGAGGCAAAGACUGUGAGGGCAGUGGAAGAGAGACUCAGCAUUGCGAAGCCAAACCCUGUCCUAUUGAUGGCGCUUGGGGCCCAUGGUCUCCUUGGGCAAUUUGUUCUGCCACUUGCGGUGGUGGGGUCAGAGGUCGUACCCGUGUUUGCAAUAGCCCUCGCCCACAGUACGGGGGUAGAAAAUGCCCUGGAGAACCCAAAGACGCCGAGGCGUGUAACAAACAGGACUGCCCUGUGGAUGGCUGUCUCUCAAAUCCAUGCUUUGGAGGGGUUGAAUGCACAAGUGCUCCUGAUGGUUCCUGGGAGUGUGGCCCCUGCCCUGUUGGUUUCCGUGGUAAUGGAACAUUCUGUGAGGACGUGAAUGAGUGUGACCUGGUUCCUGAUGUCUGCUUCAAAGUCAGUGGACCCCAGCGCUGCGUCAACACAAACCCAGGAUUUCACUGUCUCCCCUGCCCACCCCGUUAUAAAGGUAACCAGCCCUUUGGUAUGGGUGUUGAAGCUGCCAAGAACAACAAACAGGUGUGUGAACCAGAGAACCCCUGCAAAGACAAAACCCAUAGCUGUCACAAGCAUGCAGAGUGUAUCUACCUCGGCCACUUCGGCGACCCAAUGUACAAAUGCGAGUGUAAGAUCGGCUACGCCGGCGAUGGCUUUAUCUGUGGUGAAGACUCGGAUCUUGACGGUUGGCCCAAUCAGAACCUGGUGUGUGGUGCAAAUGCCACUUACCACUGCAAGAAGGAUAACUGCCCCAACUUGCCAAAUUCAGGACAAGAGGACUUUGAUAAAGAUGGUCAAGGCGAUGCUUGUGACAAAGAUGAUGACAAUGAUGGCAUUUUGGAUGAGAGGGACAACUGCCCCCUUUUGUUCAACCCCAGGCAGUUUGAUUAUGAUAAGGAUGAUGUUGGUGAUCGUUGCGAUAACUGCCCGUAUGAAAGCAACCCAGCACAGAUUGACACCGACAAUAAUGGAGAAGGAGAUGCCUGUGCCAAGGAUAUUGAUGGAGAUGGGGUACUAAACGAGGAGGACAAUUGCCCUUACGUGUACAAUAGUGAUCAAAAAGACACUGAUAUGGAUGGAGUGGGUGACCAGUGUGAUAACUGCCCACUGCUUCACAAUCCAGACCAGGCAGAUACAGACAAUGACCUUGUGGGAGACCAGUGUGACAAUAAUCAGGACAUUGAUGAGGACGGACAUCAGAACAACCUGGACAACUGCCCAUAUGUCCCUAACGCCAACCAGGCUGACCACGACAAAGAUGGCAAAGGGGACGCCUGCGAUUAUGAUGACGACAAUGAUGGAGUGCCUGAUGAAAAAGACAACUGCAGACUGGUGCCCAACAAAGACCAACUGGACUCUGACGGGGAUGGUCGAGGUGAUGCCUGCAAGGACGAUUUUGACAACGACAGCAUCCCAGACAUUUUUGAUGUGUGCCCAGAGAACAAUGCCAUUAGCAUCACUGACUUCAGAAAGUUUCAGAUGGUACAUUUGGACCCCAAGGGAACCACACAGAUUGACCCCAACUGGGUCGUCAGACAUCAGGGCAAAGAGCUUGUGCAGACAGCCAACUCAGACCCCGGCAUUGCUGUUGGUUUUGAUGAGUUUAAUGCGGUGGACUUCAGUGGAACGUUCUAUGUAAACACAGACAGAGAUGAUGACUAUGCAGGCUUUGUGUUUGGAUAUCAGUCCAGUGGCCGUUUCUACGUGGUCAUGUGGAAGCAGAUUACUCAAACCUACUGGGAAGAGAAGCCCUCCAAGGCCUUUGGCAUCUCGGGCGUUUCACUCAAAGUGGUCAACUCCACCACGGGCACUGGAGAGAACCUCCGUAAUGCCCUUUGGCACACAGGCGACACAGAGGGACAGGUCCGCACUUUGUGGCAUGACCCUAAGAACAUUGGAUGGAAGGACUACACUGCCUACAGGUGGCAUCUCAUUCACAGACCUAAGACUGGUUUUAUCAGGGUUGUGGUCUAUGAAGGAAAACAGAUCAUGGCAGACUCAGGACCGCUCUAUGACAAGACCUUUGCAGGAGGACGGCUAGGGCUUUUUGUUUUCUCCCAGGAGCUGGUGUUCUUCUCAGACCUGAAGUACGAGUGUCGGGAUAACUGAAUAGUGUUCGACCACAGACCAGAAAUGGACUGUAAUGGAAAACAAUGCUUCUACGUUGUCCAACAAACCAGUCGAGGUUCGUCUCCUCCACAGUCAGAGCCUUUUAACCCCAUGUACCAAAAAAAUGAGAAGCCAUAGCCCCAGGAAUUGUAAACACAGGGAUAAACAAUUUAACUUUUUUUUUCCGAAAACAUGAAACCGACGGAUGGAGAAAGAAAUGAACUCUGCACUGCAGGCAUAUUAUAGGGACCUUUUGUUCAACCACUCUUUUUUUCUGUCAAAGCUUUUUUUUUUUUUCUUUUUUUCUUUUUUUUUUCUUUUUUUGAAUGAAGGUCUUCAGAAAUAUAUAAAAGACCCUGAUGUGAAGGUUCGAAAUUUCAAGGUAUCUAGCAUUGUAAUUUAAUUUUGACUCUUAAGUACAAUGUCAGAGAGAAUUGAAUGUCAUGUUUGGUACAUUUUUUCUAACAGUAGUACCAAUUUUCUGGGAGGUGUACUAUGCAGGAACCACAGAUGAUUUUCUUUUUCAUUUUAUUUGCUGAACUCUUCAUUACUUAACUGCAUAACUUGCACAAAGUAUUGUGUUGUCACUAUGUUUUGUAAAAUGAUUUUGAAAUGAAAUGAAUCCAUGAUUUGGUUUUGACUCUUUGGUCAUUGUACUCUUUUUUUCACUCUCUAUAAUCAGUUAGAGACCUUCUCAAUACAAAGAUUUUUAGGGACCUUUGGGAUGAAGAUGUUUAUAUUUAGACUGUAUUAUAAUUUCUUUUGUAAAUUAUUUAUGAGACCCUUUCAGUUCAGUGGGUUUAUGUCGAGUUUGUUAGCUUGCUUUUAUCACCCUAGAGAUUGUAAAUAAUUAUUUAUUUGUUUACACUGACAAAUUUUCAUUUUGAAAUACAUAGGAAAAAUGGUUGCAGCAUCCAAAGUCUUCUGUUAAAAAUCUUAUAGAUAUUGAUAAUAAGUUCAUUAUCAUUCAAAAGGGCUAUACCGGUACGUUCACCAAAAUGUGAAAACAAUGCAAUGAAGUAGUUAAGUUGCCAAUAAAAAGAAGAAAUUUUGUACAAACGUUCUAUAUGGAGCCUCAAUGGAUAUUAAAAUAGUACCUUUUUAUGUUAACUGAGGGCCAGUCAUCCAUCACAAUACUCUUUUAGCUGAUUUACUAAAGGUUUGAUGGUUCUGUUUUCUGACAAUGUCAUAAACACAGUGAGUUAUCUUUAAAUGAAUUUGGUCUGGAAAUAUAAUAUGUAUAUCUAUAAGAUUUUUUGUAUUUUAAACUUUUUUUGUUUUGGUUUUUUUCUGUUGAUAAUUAUUAGCAAGUAUAUCUAUGUUGUGUUUUCACACUGAGUUUUCAUUACUGACUUCUUAGUUAGUUUCCAUUUUUUCUA
Messenger RNA from Chanos chanos (milkfish), 4983 nucleotides. RefSeq names its product thrombospondin 2a (gene thbs2a). The record is from RefSeq and is a predicted model, not a curated record. Lineage: Eukaryota; Metazoa; Chordata; Actinopteri; Gonorynchiformes; Chanidae. The transcript has 22 exons. The coding region runs from base 74 to 3604 and encodes 1176 amino acids. Gene Ontology annotation, cellular component: extracellular region. Gene Ontology annotation, molecular function: protein binding; calcium ion binding. Gene Ontology annotation, biological process: negative regulation of angiogenesis; cell adhesion.